This is a messenger RNA of Pelobates cultripes (western spadefoot toad), 6615 nucleotides long. The record is from the annotation of a GenBank genome assembly. Lineage: Eukaryota; Metazoa; Chordata; Amphibia; Anura; Pelobatidae.
AGCUUGGGCUGUGUGUUUGUGAGGAAGACAGAAAGAAUGGCAGGUGUGAUGUAUCCCCCUCAGUACCAUGGUGUCCAGCAUUAUGGACCCCCCUAUAGACAGCCUGCUCCAUACUACCGGCCCAAGCAGCAAUAUUGGAAGCCGCCGUAUAAAGGCUCGCAGGCCCACAUGAAGCCCCCUCUUCCCUUUGAUGCUUUGGCCAGUUACAAGUGGGCUCAGCUAAAGGCGUUACUGUGCCAGCUUGGGCCAGAGCUGGGAUUGAGCCGAUACUAUACCCGGGAGGUGGGGGUCCAAGUCAACCCCCGGGUAGAUGUGUCUAUACAAUGCUCACUGGGGCCCCGUACCCUUAAAACCAGGAAGGGGAUGCCUUUUCUUUGCCAUGCUGUUCCUGGGCAGCAUGCGGGUCUCGGCAUUAUCUCUCCCGUUCGAUUCCCUCGCACCAUAGCUGUGUAUUCCAGGCUCUCAGACCGGAGACUCUUCACUGUUCCCCCUCUGUCUUCUGGGGAAGGGGCGAGGGAUGCUGGAACUCAAGCGGAGAACAUGGAUGUCCAAGAAGAGGACCUGAGAGACACCGGACUGAAAAAGCCAAACUUCCAGGUGAUUUUAUAUGGACAUGGAGUCUCGUGCAGUUCUGGGAAAGCAGCUACAAUGCCAUUUGGGAUAACUUAGCAGCUACAAUGCCAUUUGGGAUAACUUACUGCAUGUUCAUGUUUAAUAUGAGCUGUGAGUGGAUUAUAACUGCAGCUGUAAGGUUAUGGUGUAAGGAGGUCCCCUGUCUCCCUGCACACAGUGUAUUAUAACUGCAGCUAUAAGGUUAUGGUGUAAGGAGAUCCCCUGUCUCCCCGCACACAGUGUAUUAUAACUGCAGCUAUAAGGUUAUGGUGUAAGGAGGUCCCCUGUCUCCCAGCACACAGUGUAUUAUAACUGCAGCUAUAAGGUUAUGGUGUAAGGAGGUCCCCUGUCUACCCGCACACAGUGUAUUAUAACUGCAGCUAUAAGGUUAUGGUGUAAGGAGGUCCCCUGUCUCCCCGCACACCAUGUAUUAUAACUGCAGCUAUAAGGUUAUGGUGUAAGGAGGUCCCCUGUCUCCCGCACACAGUGUAUUAUAACUGCAGCUAUAAGGUUAUGGUGUAAGGAGGUCCCCUGUCUCCCGCACACAGUGUAUUAUAACUGCAGCUAUAAGGUUAUGGUGUAAGGAGGUCCCCUGUCUCCUCGCACACAGUGUAUUAUAACUGCAGCUAUAAGGUUAUUGUGUAAGGAGGUCCCCUGUCUCCCCGCACACAGUGUAUUAUAACUGCAGCUAUAAGGUUAUGGUGUAAGGAGGUCCCCUGUCUCCCCGCACACAGUGUAUUAUAACUGCAGCUAUAAGGUUAUGGUGUAAGGAGGUCCCCUGUCUCCCGGCACACAGUGUAUUAUAACUGCAGCUAUAAGGUUAUGGUGUAAGGAGGUCCCCUGUCUCCCCGCACACAGUGUAUUAUAACUGCAGCUAUAAGGUUAUGGUGUAAGGAGGUCCCCUGACUCCCACACACAGUGUAUUAUAACUGCAGCAGCUAUGGUUAUGGUGUAUGGGUGUUCAUACUUCUGUAUUGGCAUACAAACUUUGUACAUUGUUUGGCUGAGAGUAUGUAGAAUGUGCUCUAGUGGUUAUGGUGUUUACAAAAGGUCCGUUCUUAAAGAUUAACAGAUCUGUUUAAUGUAGAAUCCACCAUUUCUUCCAUAUUUCAUCAUCCUGUAACUGGGUGCCUCCAUCUUAGCUCCUUUUCAAUCAUUGUUAUAAGCUCCACCCAUUACACCUGGCAGUCAGCAUAGAUCGCUUACAGAGAGGAGCCUUGACACAAUGUUUCCAUUUGCAUUGUGUGCCUUGGUGAUGCCUAGUCUAAACUGGAUUGUGCCAUUUGCUAAAUUUUUAAUAUAAAUUUAUUCUGUGACAUAGGUCCAGAGAAGUGACUGUUGGUCUGGAGCAGGACUGAAUGUGAGGGAUUCAAGCUGGGAGAGUUAACUCCUGGGGUACGGUUAGAUGGAGAUAUAAUGGUGACCCGCAGUGUUGUGAAUACAAACAAGUGGAGAAAUCACACUCUGAGAUGGAUGUGUCGAUUGGAUGCAGUGACUGCCGAUGUUUACACUGAUUUUAUAUGGCCUGUCGAGAGACUGAAACACUUGCUCAUAUUGGAAAGAACAGUGACCUGGGAGAUAUUGUAUUAACCCCUUCGCAGCCACAGGAAGUUUAAGCAUAGGCUAACGUUAGCCGCAGGGCCAGAUUUACAUGCCGGGUCCCUGUAGACACAGAAUUCGAAGGCGCCACCUAUUUCCCAUCCAAAAAAAGCAGAUACUUUGAGUUUAAUUUAGAUUGCAUGGAAUGUUAAUUAAGAGGAUUAAAUGGCAUGUGGCUAUAUUUGCGGGAUAAUGUAUGUUUAGGGUUAGAAUGCGGUUAAAUUUAGUGUGGUUUUUUUUAAAUUAAGGAUAAAGUAAGCGUUUAAGAUUUGGAAAAAGUUAAAUUUCGGGUUGAAGGAAAGGGCUGUUCAGGGCCCAUGGACACUGUUGGGUUAUCAAGUACUCUCCUCGUCUUUCAUACAUCAGCCAGCCUCCUAUGAUUGAUAACAGAUGCAGGAAUUGCUAUACAGCAUAUAUCACUCGGUGCUGUCCUGUGAUCUACGGCGUGUAUCACUCGGUGCUGUGUAUAUAUGCUGAUAUACAAAUAUGCCAUAGAGCCCUAGUCACCUAAACGGUGAUUAGGACCCCGUACCCUGCCGAAUAAACGGUUAAUUAACAAUUGAAUUGCUUGCCUUAAUCCAGCGUCUGGUUUACUCGGCGCUGGUGACCUCUUCCUCCUUUGACAUCAGCGUCUGAGCGGGUUUGAAUGAGCAUGCGCAUGCAUUUAAACCUGCCCAUAGGAAAGAAUUACUCAAUGCUUUCCUAUGGGAAUCUUUUUUGAUUCUGGACUCCGUGUGGACGUCCAGCGUCAAAUAAGUGUGAUUUACUCAAUGUCGAUCUCAGAAGCGACCUCACUGACAGCCAGUAGAGGCUGGCUUAACUUUAAAAUGUAAACAGAGCAAUUUCUCUGAAACUGCUACAUUUUCAGCAGCAGAGUUAAAACUAGGGGGAUGGAUUGGGUAGAAUAAUCUAGCCCUGGAGAGUGGAGAAAAUGGAAAGAAUUGGGAUAGGAAUAGGUAAGUAAAGGGUCUCUACUAGUAAAGGUAAGCCCCCAUAAAAGCUCUUGAAAGUAAAUACAUAAAAUUAGGUAUAAAAACCUACACGUACCAGGUGAUCCCUAAACCAAUAAAUAGCUAUAAAAAGUGAAGAGCGAAGUAAAACCAAUACAGAUAGAGGCAUUGGCAAUAGCAAAAGAUGCAAUCUAAAAAACGAGCACUAGAUGGCAGCCAAGUACUGAGUGAUCUCACAUAGGAGGGGAAUAUUCACUAAACAAUCAAUCAGCAGACAUAAAAUCAAAUUAAAAAAAAUAAAUAAAAAUCAAAUAUAAGAGUCCAGAAUGUGACCUAAAAUUUUCUGUGACUCCAAAGAAUCAAUACAGUCUUAUCUGUUGUGUAAUGUACCACUCAGUAGUCCAAUACUUGGAAAGAGGAGUCCAAAUUGAUGGGAUAACGAUAAACGUUGGUAGCUGAUGUUCUGGAUACCAAAGUUUGUUUGAUGUGGAGAUUGGACCUGCUAAGAAAUAAUCCUACUGUCACAGUCAACACACUCUGUAAUUAUCCAUUAAAAAGUUACAUUCAUGUGUCAGACUAUAAACAUACUAUAACCCAUAAUGGUAAAAUGUAUCAAAAUGUUGCAUGAAAGAUAUUACUCACAUACCACUAUAGCAGGUACAUGGUAACAUUACAUGUAUGUAUAUCCACUCCCAAACAUGAAGUGUAAUAACGCAGCAAAUAAGUCCUGGGGGUCUGCAAGAGCGGGUAAUGUUGGAAAAAUACUGUGGAAGAUCCUGUCCCCGGCCGGUGAGGUGAUCUUGCUGAGCUAGGAGAGAUGGAACCCUCUUCGUGUGUGUUCCAGUUAGUGCGUCCGCUCUGCAUUCCACGGUACUCGGUAGCUGCAGUGAUGUCAGUAUACGAUGUCAGUAUACGAUGUCAGUACGCCAGGAUGCCUUACGCGUUUCGUGACGAUUCAGUCACUUCCUCAGAGGCUGAUUGCCAAUUCCUCUAUCUGUAUUGGUUUUACUUCGCUCUUCACUUUUUAUAGCUAUUUAUUUGUAUAUUAGACUUAACCUUUUAUUGGUUUAGGGAUCUCCUGGUACGUGUAGCUUUUUAUACCUAAUUUUAUGUAGUUAAAACUAGGGGGACCUGGCACCCAGACCACUUCAUUGAGCUGAAGUGGUCUGGGUGCCUAUAGUGGUCCUUUAAGACUGAUUGGACACUGGCCAAGGCUCCUGGUACUUGCCUCCCCUCACCAUCCCUAGUUAUCUACCAAAAAUGUUCUUUAACUUAAAACGUAAUAUCUUACACUUAAACACUUUUUUUUUUUUUUUUUUUUUACUGGCUAAAAUCUAAAGAAAUAGUUUAAAUGAGAUGUUUCCAUUCAGGUGCAUAUGGAAUCCAUGUGUGUUCAUCCAACUCCUCAUUCUAACCGUAUUGGUGAAGGCAUGCACCCAAAGCGGUGUGGUCCAUCUGCCCACCACUGCAUUGUGGGAAUAUCACUGUAGCAAGACGUCCUGUCCAGGUGGAUGAUGCUGUGUGGUCAGCGCUGUGACUGCUGUGGCCAGUUUAACCUGUGGUUAAUAAUUUUGGUUUUCGCUCUUGUCUCCUUGCAGUUCUUGGAGCAGAAAUACGGCUUCUUUCACUGUAAGGAGUGCCAGGUGCGCUGGGAAAGUGCCUACGUGUGGUGUGUCUCUGGAACAAACAAGGUAAGGGCCGCAGGGGCAUCUGGCGGUCAAUGUCACCACCAUCUAUACUGGUUAGUAACCGGACAGCACUUCAGACAGCUGACCAUAACAUACAGCAAAUCUAACCUAUCACAAAAUGCACACGAACAAGUUGAGUGUACUUCUUGGUGUGGUAUUUAAUAAAAACAUAACUUUUCUAUGUCUCAAAGAUUAGAAUUUCUCUAGUGCAAUUCUCUCGAAAGCCAUUUGUUAUAGAACGGUGUCCGUGUGCCAUGGGCCCUAGCUUGUAAAUUGUAGCCAUAUGUUCAUUCUUACUGCCAGACACUAUAGUUGUGCUCCUGACUGGUUCGUUCACAAUCCACAGCUACUGAGAGCAAAACCGUAUUGACACAAGUCAGAUACACCAUGACAACGUCUGAACACACUAUAUGGAAUAAUAUUGUGUAAUAUUCUACAUGUACAUAACCCGCAAUGUAAAGUCCAUUCUGCAUUUAUGGUGACUUAAAGAGAUGGAAUUCUAUGCUUUUAUUACACAAUCUAGCUCUGACUGGUAAUGCUGGGUGUGCAUUUUGGCCAUAGCUGCAUGUUGUAGGUAACUAACUUUCCUCCCCAUAAUAACUUGCUGUAUUUAUCAUCAUCAUCCAGGUGUAUUUCAAACAGUACUGCCACAAAUGCCUGAAAGGUUACAAUCCGUACUACGUGGAGUCUAUUGAAUGCAAGGUAAGGCUGUGCGGCUGGCUCGGGUACAAACUCCAUUCUAUGGCGGUGACUUUGGUUGGUGCCAGGCUCCUUCCAGCCAUUAACAAUGAAUCCAAAUAAGGCCAAACUCAAUACGUCUCAGAGGCUCAAUGUUCCAUAGACUGUAGGCCUGCAGGUUUAAUAUUACAUUGAUUGUUACAAUGAAGCCAGGUCAAUGCUUAUUGGGUGAGAGGCUAAACGUAACUCUAAUAAUGGAUCAGUAUGUUGGUCCUGUCCAAGAGAACUGUAAUACCGAUUGCAUAACUAGUACUUGGAACCAUUUAAAAUACAGCUGGAAAUUAAAACCUUGGGCAUUGAGCAAACCCAGAUUAGCAGAAAUGGGUGAUGGCCUCCAGUUGCUUCCUGAUGGUAUUUCUGGUCAGGAAAUACAUGUAAAACAUCCUAGGUGGGGAUUUGUAUGAUCUCCCUAUGUAGCAAUGGUGGUCUGAUGGUAACCACGAACGAAUGAUCAGACCAGUGACUGACGUUUUCUGUGUAGAUCUGUUCCUUUGGCGACUUUUGUCUGACGGUUGCCCACCUCCUGACAACCCUCUAUCUCCUGUAUGUAUUAAGGUAAACUGUUUCCCUUUUUGUCCUGUUUCCAUACAAUGCCUUCAUCAGACCAGUAAAUAACAAAGCGCAGCAACACUUUAAUUGGCCCCCCCCCUCCUCGUACAUAGACAUGAGCCAGACCUCGUGCUGCCAUUGGACCUCUAUGUGUAUAAAAGCAAGGAGCUCCCCAUGCAGUUUGCUCACUGUUAUCUUGGUCUUGUUUAGAUCUGUAUGAAGACAUGGUGCACAUGCCCAGACAGGAAGGCCAUCGACCUGAAGAGACCCCACUGCCAAGAGCUAUGUGGCCGGUGUAAGGGGCAGAGACUGUCCUGUGAUAAGACGUACAGCUUUAAAUACAUCGUCUGAGGCACCAGCCAACCAUCUAAAUAUUCAGAUAUUUAUUUCUUCGAAAUAAGCUUUAAUAAUGGCUUAUAUACUGGAUAAAUAUGUAGAUUUUGUACUAUAAUUUGUAUAAAUGUGACUAAGCUGUAAAU